AUUUUCCCAUGCAAUGAAUUUUAAUCAAUCAAGCCUAAUAUUCCGGUGUCGGGGUAGAUUUUAACCUUGCCGGUCAUUGUAUUAUUUUAUUUUCCAGAUUCAACCGCUCCAAAGUAUUAUAACUAAGAAAGAUACUGUCACUUUAUUACUAGAAAGUGAGUCAUGUCUUGGAAAGGUAACAUACAGAAUGCUGCAUUAUGUGUUGGAAUUGCAGGAGUGACUUUAUUGGCAGUAAGGCGAGCUGUUUUGUAUUUUCGAACUCGAUGUCCAAGUAGAGCUCUUAUGGUUGGUAAAACUGUUAUUGUUACAGGAGCGAACUGUGGUAUUGGGUACGAGACUGCCCUGAAUCUUGCAGGCAGGAAAGCUAGGGUUAUCCUAGCAUGUAGAGAUCUAGGUAAAGCUCAAACAGCAGCGACCAGGAUAAGUAAAAUUACCGGAAACACUGAUGUAUUGGCAAAAAAGUUAGACUUGGCAUCACUCAAAUCUGUACGGGAGUUUUGUAGUGAUGUCAACAAAACUGAACCCAAACUAGAUGUUCUUAUAAACAAUGCUGGUGUCAUGAAUUGUCCAUUUUCUCUGACUGAAGAUGGUUUUGAAAACCAUUUAGCUGUGAAUCAUUUCGGAAACUUCUUGCUUACAAACUUAUUAAAAGACUUACUUUACAAAGCAGAAGACAGCAGGGUAGUUUUUGUGUCGUCUGCUCUUCAUAAAUAUGGUACAGUGAGAUUGGAAAACCUCAACAGUGAAGAAAACUACAAACAAGGAAAACCGUAUGCUGACAGUAAAUUAAUGAAUCUCCUUUUCGCAAGAGAAUUUCAUAACAGAUUUGGAAAAGAUGGUAAAAUUUGUGUAUACUCAAUGCAUCCUGGCAUGGUUAGAACAAGACUUGGACGAUACACCAUAUUGUACAACCGAUACUUUCAGAUUUUCGGAUUCCCUCUGUAUGCCUUACUUUACUCAUUGUAUUUUUUGUUGAUCAAAUCAGCACGAGAAGGCUGUCAGACCGUGGUGUAUUGUGCUGUUGCCCCAGAACUUCAAGGUCAAUCUGACUGUUACUAUGGUAACUUCAAGAAGGAGCCUUGGAGUAAGCCAGCUAGUGACCUUGACCUUGCAAAGAAAGUUUGGGAAAUCAGUGAGGACAAAAUAAAAUGUUCAGACAAAAUGCAAUAGAUUAAUUUAAAACUUACAAGCUAAGCAACUUCUAAUGUAAUUCUAUAACAUAUCUUGAUAAGUACAUGUAUGCAAUUUUGAUCAUGACACAAUUAUCCACACUGUUUGUUAACAUAUUCACAGAUGCAUUCAAAGUUGUUAUUUAAAAAGAAAAGAAGAAAUGAAAACAAGUUGUUACUUAAAUCUGUUAACUUAGUGAUAUA
This is a messenger RNA of Ruditapes philippinarum (Manila clam), 1373 nucleotides long. Its product is annotated as retinol dehydrogenase 14-like. The transcript has 3 exons. NCBI's taxonomy places the organism in Eukaryota, Metazoa, Mollusca, Bivalvia, Venerida, Veneridae. The record is from RefSeq and is a predicted model, not a curated record. Bases 163 to 1170 code for a protein of 335 amino acids.